AUGCACCCUGUUGUUCUGAAUACUAUGAUCGUUGAUUGUUUUGUACAGUAUUCAAUAGACCCGAAUCUUUUAUCAGAUAUGGUUACUACUCGCAGACGCUCGCUGGCAGUACAGGUGUCACCAAACCCUAGUCGAGAGACUGGUGUUAAAAAGGCACCGAUCAAAAAAGCAACCAAGAAAAAGGAUGGAAUCUCACAGAGCUCCUCUCCCACAGCUGACCCAGAUCACGAGCGAGAACCUGGAGAACUCACGCAAGAUAGCGCUGCAGACGUCUCAGAAAAGAGGAUUCUGAGGAGACGUAGUUCAACCGCAAUAAAAGCCCCUGCUCAAAAAAAGAAACAACGAUUGGAGUCGGAAACACCUGUCGCGAGUGGAAAAAAGAGGGUGCAGCCAUUAAGAACUUCAGAUGAUGAGACUUUCAAAGAAGAAACAGGGAGUAAUGCAGUUGGUGAGUCGAUAGAAACUGCUCACCCUGUAACGACUGAGCGGGCUUCGUCUAACAAAGAGAACGAGGUCGAAGACGUUGACUUCGUGAAUAAUGACAGGAAGGUUGAGACUGCUAAUCGUCGUGCACCUCGGAAGAAAAAGGUAAAAUCGAAAGCCGCGUCUGGAUCAGAUGAGAAAGAGCAAGAUUUGAAGCCAAAGAGCAGCACUGGACGAGAUGUCUCAAAGACAGCUACAAAAAGGAAAAGAAGCGAGAAAGCACAGUUGGAUGCGGCCAUGUCAGAUGGUGAAGGUGGAUUUUCUGCAGCUGAUGUAGAUUCUGAUGAUAGUGACUUUUCUCCAUCUCACCGUUCGAGGCAUUCUAAAAAACGUAGCAGCGAAGAAAGUGGAGACGGUUCUGAGGACUCACCAGAAACUGAGCUUGCGUCUUCGUCUAAUCCAGACCUAAAAGAACCUCGGCAGGAAAGUUACGAACCUAUUGUACGACCAGAAAUCUUUGCACUGUUAAGCGUGCGAAAUGAGAUCGCAGCUCUUCCAAAAGACCUCAGCCCA
Molecule: messenger RNA, 996 nt
Organism: Haemonchus placei
Lineage: Eukaryota; Metazoa; Nematoda; Chromadorea; Rhabditida; Trichostrongylidae
Source: the annotation of a GenBank genome assembly